Molecule: messenger RNA, 2100 nt
Organism: Saccharomyces cerevisiae S288C
Lineage: Eukaryota; Fungi; Ascomycota; Saccharomycetes; Saccharomycetales; Saccharomycetaceae
Gene: PRR2
Product: serine/threonine protein kinase PRR2
Exons: 1
Coding region: 1-2100 (699 amino acids)
Molecular function (GO): ATP binding; protein serine kinase activity; protein kinase activity
Source: RefSeq, marked reviewed
AUGUCGUUGUCUAGAAUCCUGCGAUAUAAUCAGAGAAAUAACAAAACUACAGCUUCCUUGACUGCAGAACACGCCUAUUCCGAUAAUUGGGCAUAUUCCGUCUCGUUAGGCGAUCCCACUAGUGUUGGUGUGAAUAUGGCUGCUAAGACGGGUGAGGCGCUAAAUAAAUCAUAUGAUUCCGUUUUUUCUUCUCUCCCUGUUGCAGAUAGUGUACCUCGGACAGACUUUACUGCAUCUUCCCGGGAUGAUGAAAACACGGACGUGCAAAAGCUGACCACUUCCUGGAUGGAGAAAAUUGACACGAAGAUGCCCGAAAACAUAUCUAAAAUCGACUCUAAUAUUAUUUCCUCUCCCAUGGUCAGUAAGGUUGAAGCAAGAUUUAUUGUUCCUAAAGGAAGAUUGAGGAAAAAUUCUACCGAUUUUACGUCAUCUUUCUCAAACUCGUUAAGUUUACCCAAAAGUUAUGGCAAAUUAAUUUUCUUUACAUCAAAGAAAAACAGCAGUAGUACCAAAAAAAAUCUAGCGAAUGAUAUCAGUGAUAACAAGCAUAACAACAAUUCUUCUAAUACUAUCGGUCACAAUAUUCCAGUCACGACAGCCACGGCGACAUGUGAUGAGAUUGCAUGCACCUCCACAGAACAUGAAUAUAAUGUUUAUGAGGAAGAGAGGAUGUUCACUACUCGUGUAUAUUCUCUAGAAGAUUCGGUCUCUUCACUGUCCACGAAUCCUCUCGACGACACGUAUUCAGAAGCAGUGCAAGUAAAUACAAGACAUAUCGAGGACACUGAAAGCACGGCCCAUAUAAGAAAACACUCCUAUACUACGUCAUUGUCAAGUAUCAAAAGGCUCUUCAAAAUAACGUCUUUUAGCAAUAACAACAGUAACUCAUGCGAUCACCAGGAAAGCACAGUUGCAGAUGAUUGCGCUAUAUCAUCAUCAUUGAAGGAAACAACUUCUUCGCCAGUCUCAACUGGAUCAUUCUCUCUCAUGAUCGAGAAUGAAGACAGCGAUAGAGAUCAGAUUAUUCAGGCUUUAUAUAGUAAUAUUGAAGCAUCCACUGACUUGGUUUCCAGGAAAUAUAGAGAUCUCGACGUUGUUCUCGGCGAAGGUUCUGGUGGUAAAGUGAAACUGGUCCAAAGGGUCCUGGAUAAUAAAGUUUUUGCAUUAAAGGAAUACAGGUCAAAGAAAAAAAGGGAAUCUGAGAGAAAAUACAUCAAGAACAUAAUUUCUGAAUAUUGUAUUGCCUCCACAUUGAAGAACCCAAAUAUUUGUGAAACAUUGGAAAUACUGUAUGAGAAAGGUAAAAUUUUCCAAAUUCUCGAGUAUUGCGAAUAUGAUUUAUUUUCUUUGGUUAUGAGUGAAAAGAUGCAUUACGAGGAAAUAUGCUGUCUUUUUAAACAGCUGAUCAACGGCGUAAAAUAUUUGCACGACAUCGGUCUCUCUCAUCGUGAUUUGAAGCUAGACAACUGCGUUGUAACACGAAGGGGAAUCUUGAAAUUGAUUGAUUUUGGCGCUUCCAGUGUCUUCCACUAUCCAUUGUCUUCACAGAUGAUUGAAGCAAAUGGAAUUGUUGGUAGCGACCCCUACUUGUCACCCGAAGUCUUUUAUUUCAAUGAGUACGAUCCAAGAGCACUUGACGUUUGGUCCGUGGGGAUAAUAUUCUUUUGUAUGAUAACGAGAAGAUUUCCUUGGAAAUAUCCCAAAGUGAAAGAUGUUCAAUUCAAGGCAUUUUGUUCCGGAAGAGGUGUGUCAUCUUUUAAAGAUCUUGUGACACGGCCUGCUACCGAUGACAGCAAUAAUUAUGAUAAUGAUGGCUACGAAGAAGGAGUCAUUGAUAUGGGUCCCAAUUUCAUUCUGCACAGACUACCAGAAGAAACUCACAAAAUAAUGAGGCGUAUACUGGAAGUUUCACCUUUCAGAAGAAUUACCAUAAACGGAAUAUUACAAGAUGGCUGGAUCAAAGAAAUAGAAACGUGUCAAGUUGUGGGCGCGGCAAGCCCAAAUGAGGCAUCGCUUCGAAUAAUAAACAAAGGUAAUCACAUACAUACAAACAUCGAUCAACGAUACGCCCACAUUGGCGGCCUGCAUCAGCGAACGUAA